Molecule: messenger RNA, 1612 nt
Organism: Scheffersomyces coipomensis
Lineage: Eukaryota; Fungi; Ascomycota; Pichiomycetes; Serinales; Debaryomycetaceae
Product: exopolyphosphatase
Exons: 1
Coding region: 105-1325 (406 amino acids)
Cellular component (GO): cytoplasm
Molecular function (GO): exopolyphosphatase activity
Source: RefSeq, a predicted model, not a curated record
AAAGUUAAAGUUGAGUGCCAAAUUUGAUCCAAAGAAAAAAGCAAACAUGAAAAAACAAUAACGAUCCCAUCUUGCAUCUGUGAUAUCACGAAUUCAAUCAGGGAAUGUCAGUCAGGAGCUUUUUAACGACCUUAAGGAGUAAGAUCGAUUCAAAGACCCUUAAGGUUCCAUAUUCAUUUGUCACUGGUAAUCAAUCGGCAGAUUUAGAUUCGGUCAUUAGUGCUAUAUCAUACUCGUAUUUAGAUAAUGUCUAUGAUAAUACUUCAUUUAUAAUUCCCUUGGUAAACAUUCCUAAGAAGGAUCUCAAGCUUAGACGAGACAUUGAAUUGCUCUUGAAAUCUCAUUCUAUUGAUGAAGAUUUGUUAUAUUUUGUGGAGGAUUUUGAAUUGUUGAAUGCAAAGGCACCAAUCACUCAAAUUGCUCUUGUUGAUCAUUGUAAUAUUCAAGGGGAUAUUUUAACCAGAUUCUUGAAUGAAAACAGAUUAAAGGUAAACGCCAUUAUCGAUCAUCAUGAUGACGAGAAGGUUUUCUUAGAUGCUACUCCUAGAAUUAUUCACUCUAACGGUUCUUGUUCAGCUUUAGUCUUCAAAUACUGGUAUGAGAAAUUACAUGAAAGUGCAUUAAAGGAACACUCUGAAAUAUUGGAGCUUUUAUUGGGACCAUUAUUAAUAGACACUUCAAAUAUGACUCAAAAAGUUGAAGAUGGUGAUGCAUUUGCAUGGAGUGAAUAUAAAAAACUUCUCUCUUUUCAACUGGAUAGUUACAUUACCAAAGUUAUUAAGACAGACACUGCCACUACUGAAGAUGAUGUUUUUGGGGAAUUUUACAGUGCAUUGAAGACUGCUAAGAAAGAUUUAACAGGCUUCACAUUUGAGGACGUCAUGCUCAAGGAUUACAAACAAUUUUUAUUUUCAUCUAAUGAAACGGUGGGAUUUAGUUCAAUAGGAAAAUCCAUCAAAUGGAUUUUUAAGACAUAUUCAGAAGAUGAAAUUGAAAGUACCUUAUCGAAAUUUCUUAAAGAUAAUAAACUUGACCUCUUGGUUAUAACUUCAUCAUACACUCAAAAACAUACAGGCAUAUAUACAAGAGAAUUCUGUUACUACUAUGAAGUUAAAGGGAAUUCUAAGUUUGAUCACUUAUCAGAGUUAGCUCAAGAAGAGCUUCAAUUAAACUCCGAUGUUCACGGUUUAGAAAAGAUCGAGAAGAAACUUAAUAAAGUAAAAGAGUUGAAAGGGGUCUUUAAAGUCUAUAAUCAAGUUAACAUUAAAGCAUCUAGAAAACAAGUUGUCCCAAUUGUUAAAUCUAUAUUGGAGAAAGAUAACUAACUAUAUACUUUGUAGAAUCUAGAAGUACAUAUUUAUUACACGCAGGUAAUGUUUUAUUUAUAUCCGUUAUAUGACUGUAGAAUGUAUGGAAUAUUUCUGCAUAAGGAAUAGACAAGUAUUCAUAUUCAUCAUCUUCUUCUGCCGUAUCCAGAGACUCUUCACUUCUAAAUACUAGCUUCAAUGAAUUCUUUAGAAUGGUGUUUUCUAUUGAUACAUCUAUCCCAAUAGCUAAUACCCAAAAAUAAUAUGAAGUGUUGUUGACAAUGAACUUGAACUUUCUUGAUGCA